AUGGAUUCAGGAAGAAAAUCAGAUUUAAUAUCAAAUUUACCUGAUUGCCUUCUGGUUUUAAUCAUAUCUUAUCUGCCUUUAAAAGAAUCUGUACGUACGAGUGCUAUCUCUAAACGAUGGAAGAAUCUUUGUCGUGAAACGACAAACCUCGUAUUCAAAGAAUCUGAGUUUGUGAACCUAUCUGUUCUCGAUCAAGAAACCAUAAAACUUAAGAGGGUUUUGUUUGUUCGUAUCAUGCGUCAAUGGAUCUCAAGAUUUACCGGUGAAUCUCUUGACAGUUUCGAAAUAUAUCUCUCUGACCCGGUGGGUUUUGAGGCAGAUAUCGUGUCUCUAAUCGAAUUUGCCGCCUCCAAACAAGUCAAAAAUCUAGUCAUUGAUUUCUCAAACCAUGCCUCGAAAAAUAUUGGUGUAGUCGAGCAUUUGCUCACGUUGAUCUAUUAUCAAAAGAACGGAUUAGAUAUUUCUCAUCUCUUUUUCAAUCUUUUAUAUGUCAAAAACUUAACGAUAUGCUCUUUUCUCCUUCAGAUGAUCCAAGAUUGCGACAAUCCUAUGGAGUUGCACGAUCCGAUGAAAACACAACAUUUGGUGAUGAAGACAAAUUUGCACGCAAAUGAGUUUAUGGGUAUUACGAUAUUUCUCAAUAGCUGUCCGGAAUUGGAGUCCCUCACAUUCGACAUGGGCACUACUGAACGUAUCUUGAGAACUUCGUCGCCAUUAGAUGCAAAAACGUUUUGGCUUGCUAACAAAUCGUACGCAUGUUUGGAAAAAACGCUUAAGAUUGUGAAAGUAAAGAAUUUCCGUGGCAGCUCGAACGAGUUACAUGUGCUGCACUACCUGAUUCGAACCGGGCGUGUGAUGGAACAGCUUGACCUUUAUGAGGCAAAUGGAUUGGACCAUAAACAAAAGAGGUUGGUGCUUGCUGGAGCAGAGGAGGUUCGGCGAUAUUUCAAGAAAACCUCUAGGGAUUUACAGAUGACUCUACACAAUGCUUGA
This is a messenger RNA of Eutrema salsugineum, 993 nucleotides long. RefSeq names its product F-box protein At3g62230. The transcript is spliced from 3 exons. Gene Ontology annotation, molecular function: protein binding. NCBI's taxonomy places the organism in Eukaryota, Viridiplantae, Streptophyta, Magnoliopsida, Brassicales, Brassicaceae. The record is from RefSeq and is a predicted model, not a curated record. The coding region runs from base 1 to 993 and encodes 330 amino acids.